AUGGCCGAGGCAACACCGGAUGAUUCGACAUUCAAAUGUGUUAUGUGUGAGGAAUUCAUCGAAAAACCAAACUAUACCGAAUGUAAUCAUAUCUUAUGUAUCGAAUGUAUCACAGAGUCCAUCAACAAAGGUGGUGCUUCGUGUUCUUCAUGCAACAAAUCUCUACCAUUGAAAAAACUUAAAAAACUGCAUAGAUCCGCUUCUAAACCGCCCAGAAUCACAUGCAAACAAUGUGGGCUUACAAAACUCAAAGAAAAAGAUGUUGAAGAUCAUAUCCUUCGCUGGUGUCCAAAGACUGAAGUAACAUGUCCAGCCGCCUCUAAUCGAUGUCCUUGGUCAGGUUAUCGUGAUGAACGUACGGAACACCUUCAAACCUGUCGAUACAAACUACAGAAGGGACGAGUUCAUGAAAUUCUUUCUCAAAAUGAACAUCUUACAAUGCAAAUCAGUCAAUAUAAAGAUCGAAUUCUAAAAUUAGAAAGCGAAGCAUUAGAAGCAGAGAAAAAGAUUGAACAUUUGGAAGAACGUUGUCGUGAAUAUGAAGAACGUAUUGAGGAAUUAAUCAAUGAACAACAAGGAACCGGUCCAUAUCGCAACAUUGAACUCGAAGAUUUCAUUGAGAAAUGUUCAUGUCGAAUGACGAUCGAUUUACGAAGACGAAGACUAAAAGAUCGAGACAUGGAAAUCGUUGUUGACAAAGCAAUGAGACUCAAGCUCUGUAAACGAUUAUUAUUGGAUGAAAAUCAAAUCACAUCUCAAGGAAUCGCGAUUAUCACCGAUGGGUUAAAAGAUAACACAACAUUAGAAACACUCAAUUUAGAAAAGAAUUCCAUCGAAGAUCAAGGUGUUCAGUAUCUAAGUAAUGUUUUAUUGACAAAAAAUUCCACUGUACAACGACUUGAUCUCAAUGAAAAUAACAUUACGAGUACAGGUGUACAAUAUCUUGCUGAUUUAUUAAAAGUAACACGGAAUUUAAAAUGGUUAGAAUUACAUACGAAUAAGAUCGGAGAUUCUGGAAUGGUUUUAUUAGCGGAUGUGCUCGCGGAUCAUAAUCAGAGUCUUCAGGUGUUAGAUUUGUGUUAUAACAAAUCAAUUACGGAUAAAUCUGCACAAUCGAUUAUCGAUAUGGUGAGAAAUAACCGAUCUCUGAGGCGAAUUCAUAUGUCUGGAUGUAAUUUAUCGAAAUCUAUCAGAGAUCAAAUACGUUUAGCAUCAAAUUCAAAUCGAGUUCUGGAAAUUUUAGAAGUCUAA
This is a messenger RNA of Adineta ricciae, 1251 nucleotides long. The record is from the annotation of a GenBank genome assembly. Lineage: Eukaryota; Metazoa; Rotifera; Eurotatoria; Adinetida; Adinetidae.